This is a messenger RNA of Passer domesticus (house sparrow), 5697 nucleotides long. It is a transcript of the gene DSTYK, whose product is annotated as dual serine/threonine and tyrosine protein kinase. The record is from RefSeq and is a predicted model, not a curated record. Bases 125 to 3319 code for a protein of 1064 amino acids. The transcript has 13 exons. Gene Ontology annotation, molecular function: protein kinase activity; ATP binding. Gene Ontology annotation, cellular component: cytoplasm. NCBI's taxonomy places the organism in Eukaryota, Metazoa, Chordata, Aves, Passeriformes, Passeridae. Gene Ontology annotation, biological process: protein phosphorylation; positive regulation of fibroblast growth factor receptor signaling pathway; positive regulation of ERK1 and ERK2 cascade.
GGGGUGGGGGGGGUUCGGGAGCAGAGGAGAUCCUCGGGGAGGUUCCUCCCCGGACGGCGGCAGCCUGGCCGGGCCCGAGAGCUGCCCGCGGUGGGGAGGGGAUAGCGGGGCGGACCCGGAGGACAUGGAGGGCGAGGAGGCCCCGUCAUGGCGGGGUCCCGGCGGCGCCGUGCGGGAGCUCUGCCGCUCCUUCGGCCACUACAACCGGCACCUGGCGCGGCUGCAGCACAACCUGCGAGAGACCAAGAGGUUCUUCCGCGACGUCAAGUUCUCCCAGGGACAUCCCUUCGCCUCGGCGCCUGCCGGUGACGGCCCCCGCCCCGCCUGGGAUGGGGAUGGGGGUCCCGGGGACGGCGGUGAGAGAGGGACGGGCUGUGAGGGCCCCAGCCCCGUCUCGUUCCCGCGGCACGAGGAGGAGCAGCUGCAGCGCUCGGUGAGCUGGCGGCCAUGCCUGCUGAUCCUGGGCCAGAACUGCCGCGCCAAGGGCCGCCUGCUGAACACGCUGCUGGGCCAGGAGCUGCUGCCCGCCCCUGGCACUGCCACCCAGGAGCUGCUGCCCACCCCGGGGGCUGCCACUGCCACCCAGGAGCUGCUGCCCACCGGGACUGCCACUGCAGAGCUGCUGCCCACCCCAAGGACUGGCACUGAGGAGCUGCUGCCCACCUCUGGGACUGGUACCAAGGAACUGCUGCCUGGUGCUGGCACCACAGAGCUGCUGCCCACCCCUGGCACUGGCACCAAGGAGCUGCUGCCUGCUGCUGGGGCUGUCACCGAGGAACUGCUGCCCACCCCUGGGGCUGUCACCAAGGAUCUGCUGCCUGGGACUGGCACUGCAGAGCUGCUGCCCACCCCUGGGACUGGCACUGAGGAGCUGCUGCCCGCCCCCGGGGCUGGCACAGGCACUGAGGAGCUGCUGCCCAGCCCUGGGACUGGCACGGAGGAGCGCUGCCGGCGCCGCCGGGUGCGCUUCACGCACGGGGCGCGGCCGCGGCUGAGCCUGGCGCUGCCCGGGCAGUACGAGCUGGUGCAGGCGCUGGUGGCACACAGCGGGCACUGGGACACCAUCCCCGAGCAGGACCUGCAGGUGCCCGGGGACGCCGAGGAUCCCGCGCAGAGGGUGGCAGAGCUGGAGGUGGUGCUGCCCUGCGCGCUGCUCAAGGAGGUGGACAUCGUGGUGGCUCCAUGCCGAGGCUUCCAGUCAGCUGAGGCCACCCUGGCCGAGUUUGUGAACCAGGUGCUGCCCGUUGUCACCUUCGCCAUCAGCGAGCCCCAGCUGUCCCCGUCGGACCAGGCGGAACUUCGGGAAAUCAAACAAAAAUUCUCCCUCCCCAUCUUCUUCCUGCGGAUCCCCGAGGCCAGCAGCGAGCUGAGCUCUCCCAAAAACCCCCCCAAGGACAAAUCCCCGCUGCAGCUGCAGCUGCUGGAUCUGGAAUACCUGAGCCCCUCCAGCCCCUGCGGCUGCGGCGUUCCCGGCUCCUCCAUGCUGGUGGAGCAGCUGGAGAAGCUGCGGCUGCUGAGCUCCUUCUCCAGGCAGGUGCUGCAGCAGCACCUGGUGGAGGCAGCCACGAGGCUGAGCGAGGUUCACGGGCGCUGCCUCAACAUCUUCAUCAACCAGGCCUUCGACAUGCAGCGGGACCUGCAGAUCACCCCGAAGAGGCUGGAGUACACGCGCAGGAAGGAGAACGAGCUCUACGAGUCGCUGAUGGGCAUCGCCAACCGCAAGCAGGAGGAGAUGAAGGAGAUGAUCGUGGACACCCUGGGCAGCAUGAAGGAGGAGCUGCUGGAGGAUGCUGCCAGCAUGGAGUUCCGAGACAUCAUCAUUCCCGAGAGCGGCGAGCCCGUCAGCUCCAAGGACAUCAAGCGCUGCAUCCAGCAGAUCCAGGAGCUGAUCAUCUCCAGGCUGAACCAGGCAGUGGCCAACAAGCUGAUCAGCUCCGUGGAUUACCUGAGGGAGAGCUUCGUGGGCACCCUGGAGCGCUGCCUCAAGAGCCUGGAGGAGUCCUGGGAGGGCUCCGUGCACCCGCCCCGGGGGCUGGAGAAACCCCGCGAGGGCUCCGUGCACAUCACCAGCAACUAUCUCAAACAGAUCCUGAAUGCAGCCUAUCACGUGGAGGUCACUUUCCACUCGGGCUCAACGGUGACCAGGAUGUUGUGGGAACAGAUCAAACAGAUAAUCCAGCGGAUCACGUGGGUCAGCCCCCCGGCCAUCACCAGCGACUGGAAGAGGAAGGUGGCCCAGGACGCCAUCGAGAGCCUGAGCGCCUCCAAGCUGGCCAAGAGCAUCUGCAGCCAGUUCCGCACGCGCCUCAACAGCUCCCACGAGGCCUUCGCCGCCUCCCUGCGCCAGCUGGAGGACGGCCACUCGGGCCGGCUGGAGAGGACCGAGGACCUGUGGCUGCGCGUCAGGAAGGAGCACGCGCCGCGCCUGGCCCGGCUCUCCCUGGAGAGCAGGUCCCUGCAGGACGUGCUGCUGCACGGGAAGCCCAAGCUGGGCAGGGAGCUGGGCCGAGGCCAGUACGGGGUGGUGUACCUGUGUGACAGCUGGGGGGGACACUUCCCCUGCGCCCUCAAAUCCGUGGUGCCUCCGGAUGAGAAGCACUGGAACGACCUGGCACUGGAAUUUCACUACAUGAGGUCCCUGCAGUCCCACGAGAGGCUGGUGCACCUGCACGGCUCCGUGAUUGAUUACGGCUAUGGAGGAGGCUCCAGCAUUGCUGUGCUGCUCAUCAUGGAGAGGCUGCACAGGGACCUCUACACGGGGCUGAAGGCUGGGCUGGAGCUGGAGCCACGGCUGCAGAUUGCGUUGGACGUGGUGGAAGGGAUCCGGUACCUGCACAGCCAGGGCUUGGUGCACAGGGAUAUCAAACUCAAAAACGUCCUGCUGGACAAAAAGAACAGGGCCAAAAUCACAGAUCUGGGGUUCUGCAAGCCCGAGGCGAUGAUGUCUGGCAGCAUCGUGGGCACCCCCAUCCACAUGGCUCCCGAGCUCUUCACAGGGAAGUACGACAAUUCCGUGGAUGUUUAUGCCUUUGGGAUCCUGUUCUGGUACCUCUGCUCGGGCCAUGUGAAGUUACCUGAGGCUUUUGAGAGGUGUGCCAGCAAGGAUCACCUGUGGAACAACGUCAGGAGAGGGGUGCGGCCGGAGCGGCUCCCGGUGUUUGACGAGGAGUGCUGGCAGCUGAUGGAAGCCUGCUGGGCCGGGGACUCCUCCCAGCGGCCGCUCCUGGGAAUCGUGCAGCCCAUGCUCCAGGGAAUCAUGGACAGGCUCUGCCGCGCCGCCUCCGAGCAUCCCAGCAAGGGCCUGGAUGACUCCACCUGAGCGGGAGCGGCGGCAGGAUUCGGGAAUCGCGGCGGGAUUUGGGGAAGUCCGGCCCCACCUCUGCCGUGGAGCUGCGAGGCAGCCCCGAGGGGGGACAGGGAGGAGCCCAGGGGGUGACAGCUCCAUCCCCAUCCCUGUGAUCCUUAUGGAAUUGUGUGGGACAGAGGAGUGACAGCUCCAUCCCCAUCCCUGUGAUCCCGAUGGAAUUCUGUGGGACAGGGGGUGACAGCUCCAUCCCCAUCCCUGUGAUCCCUAUGGAAUUCUGUGGGACAGGGAGGAGCUCUGAGGGGUGACAGCUCCAUCCCCAAUCCCUGUUAUCCUAUGGAAUUGUGGGACAGCUCCAUCCCAAUCUCUGUUCUCCCUGUGGAAUUGUUUGGGACAGAGGGGUGACAGCUCCAUCCCAAUCCCACUCUGUUAUCCCAUGGAAUUGUUUGGGACAUGAUGGGGCUCCGAGGGGUUGACAGCUCCAUCCUCAUCCCUGUUAUCCUGAUGGAAUUGUGGGACAGAGGGGUGACAGCUCCAUCCCCAUCCCACCCUGUUAUCCCUAUGGAAUUGUGUGGGACAGGGGGUGACAGCUCCAUCCCUAUCCCAGCCUGUUCUACCUGUGGAAUUGUUUGGGAGAGGAGGAUGACAGCUCCAUCCCAGUCCCACUCUGUUAUCCCUAAGGAAUUGUUUGGGACGUGGUGGGGCUCCGAGGGGGCUCAGGGGUGUGACAGCUCCAUCCCCAUCCCUGUGAUCCCUAUGGAAUUGUUUGGGACAGGGAGGUGACAGCUCCAUCCCAAUCCCUGUGAUCCCUAUGGAAUUGUUUGGGACAGGGGGGUGACAGCUCCAUCCCAAUCCCUGUGAUCCCUAUGGAAUUGUUUGGGACAGAGGGGUGACAGCUCCAUCCCAAUCCCUGUGAUCCCUAUGGAAUUGUUUGGGACAGGGAGGUGACAGCUCCAUCCCCAUCCCUGUGAUCCCUGUGGAAUUCCUUGGGACAGAGGGGUGACAGCUCCAUCCCAAUCCCUGUGAUCCCUGUGGAAUUCCUUGGGACAGAGGGGUGACAGCUCCAUCCCAAUCCCUGUGAUCCCUAUGGAAUUCCUUGGGACAGGGGGGUGACAGCUCCAUCCCCAUCCCUGUGAUCCCUAUGGAAUUGUUUGGGACAGAGGGGUGACAGCUCCAUCCCAAUCCCAGCCUGUGGUCCCUCUGGAACUGAGGGAUGGAAAACCCAAACCCUUCGGGCUCACAGUGGGUGACUUUGCCAGUCCCACCCCAACCCUCGGGAUGGGACAAUCCCUUCCCAAACCCCGGCAGACCCAUCCUGCUCCCCCCCUGCCCCCGGAGCAAUCCUUGCAGGGGAAGGAGAAGGCACCAAACGUCAGGAGAAGGGAGAGCUGGGAAGCUCCAAGGAGCUGGAGAUGUUUACAUGGACGGGAGCAAAGCUUCCGUGGUUGUUUCUGUGGGGGCUUGCAAAGCCCCGCCUGGAUAAGCUAUCGAUCCCUAAUCCCACCUUUUCCUCCUCUUUUCCCCCUCUCCUUUGCUUCCUUCAGUUUGUGGGAUGGCUGGAGAAACCUUCCCUUGCUUCCACACCGCAUUCCUCUGAGGUUCAGCUUCGUGGCAGCACAAAAAAUCCUUCAAAAUAUUCAUUUUUCUGUGGGGGAAAGUGCCAAAAUUCCUUGAAAAUCAGGAUUUGGGGCUUGGAAUUCAUGGGGUUGCCGUGGCAGUUUUAAAUCGGGCUGAGUUUGCACAGGAAUAUUUUAAAAAAUGAGGAUUUUUCCAGCUUUUUUUUCCAAGUUGGGUGGGAAGAUCCUUCCUUCUUCCCCUCACUUUCACUCCAGGGCUGGAAUUUGGUUGGAAAGAAUAAAAAAAAAAAUGGGGAUAGGGGAGAGGGGGAUCCUGGGCAAGGUUGUCUUUCCCAAAUUCCUGGAAAUCCCAGUUUGCUUCCUGCAUUUUUGGGGUGGAAUUGGGCUGGGCUGGAGCAGGAGCUGCCCCUGGGUGGCUCCGGGAGGAGCUGAGGAGUUGGGAAUUCUCCCUGGGGUUCCCAGGGAAGGUGGAAUUCCUUGGCUGAAAUUCCAGCUGGGCCUGGCCCGGGAUGGCUCCAGUGGGAAUCUUUUCCUUUCUUUGUGCAAUAAAAUGGAUUCAGGAGCUUUUUAUGGAGGAAAAAAAUUAAAAAAAAAAGCUUUUUUUGUUUCUUUUCUGCAUCUGGGGGGAUGUGCUGGAAUUCCCAGUGGGAUGGGGAUGGAUCCAACCUCUCCUGCCAUUCCAGAGUGGGGAUUUUAUGGAUUUAUCCUCUCCUGCCAUUCCCAGAGGGGUUUUUAAUGGAUUUAUCCUCUCCUGCCAUUCCCAGAGUGGGGAUUUUAUGGAUCCAGUCCUUGUUUUGGCAUUCCAGACUGGAGUUU